Molecule: messenger RNA, 288 nt
Organism: Peronospora matthiolae
Lineage: Eukaryota; Oomycota; Peronosporomycetes; Peronosporales; Peronosporaceae
Source: the annotation of a GenBank genome assembly
AUGAAAGUGCCAAAGAUGAUGCUUGACUACUCGCUGCGGUUUGGUCUCGCUAUUACGUUAUGCUACAUCUACUGGGAUCCGAAAUCGGAUGAGGAGAUCCGAUCUGAUGUGGAAGCAAAGAUUAAGCCGGACCUAGAGGCUCGAAAGAAGAAGCAGGCCAAGUUUGCAGAGUUGUUGCUGCAAAAGAGCGACAAGUCGAGCGAAUCACAGCAGCAGCUGGACCAGAUCACGGCAUUCACCAAGACGAAAGAGCAGCAUUUCGCCGACCAUCGAGCGAGAGACAAGUGA